AUGUCGGCGAGAAACAUCAAGCUCUUCUUCGCGCGGUUCGUUUUGUUGGUCCUUUUAUGAUCUCGUACUGAUUUUCAGAUGGAAGUACUUGAUGUUCGCUUGCUGUGUCACAUAUCUUCUAGUCAUCUAUGCUCCUUUUCCAAAAUCAGUAGGCAACAAGUUCAAGUUCAUAUUUCUGAUCUGAUAAUUUCUAGAAUAAUAAGGGCUGGAGUGAAGGAGACAUUGCAAUAGACACCAAUCACGAAGCGGAGGUUCCACGAGAAGAAGUGCCCGCUGGGACCGCGGACAAUCCGAGCAAGAAGACGUUCCAGUUCAAUCCUGUUGGGAGGGAACCGUUCGAUGUGGAAGAGAUCCUCACUUACAGUCCUAUCAAACUGGAGGAACGGAUGAGUGCAAACGUUGAGAAAGGUUUCCCAUAAUCUGUUUCGUUCUAUCUUUAUGUUUUCUUCCAGGAAAGAAAAGAGUAAUCCUUUCGUGGAACGCCGGCCAUUCAGCCGAUAACCUUCAAGGAUGUCCGGAUUGGAAUUGCGAGUUCACGCAAGACCGUUCACGGGCGGCAGAAGCGGACGCGGUCCUCAUUGCUCAUCAGGAUCCGGAAUUCAAACGGCAUCCCGAACAGUACGUUGUCUACUUCAGUCAGGUACGCCAUACCAUAAAGUAUUAUGAUUUUCUGUUUGAUUUCAGGAGUCUCCUGCUAAUUCAGGAAUUCAACUUCCAUCUCCAGACUACAUAAAUAUGACGUUAGGAUUCAGACAUGACACUCCAGCCGGGUCUCCGUAUGGGUACACGGUUAAAUUGGGUCCCAAAUCAAAACUAAGAGGAAAAGUACUCAAAAGAGUCGAAUUGAACAGAUACAUGUUCAUGUUCAGGUUGUGGAUGAGACAUUAGUGGCAAGGAAGACGAAAGGAGCCGCUUGGUUCGUAAGUCAUUGCCAGACAAACAGCAGGAGAGAGGACUUUGUGAAACGUCUCCAGGUUAGUUGACAAGCAAUUCGAAGCAAAAUAAAGUGGUUUUUUAGAAGCAUUUGCCAGUGGACAUUUACGGAGGAUGCGGACCUCUGAAGUGUCCAAGAGGCAACGGAAAAUGUGAUACGAUGCUCAACACUGAGUAAGCCUGGAUGAACGUGCGCCAGGAGACGCUUUCUUUCAGUUAUCACUUCUACGUCACCUUUGAGAACUCAAUCUGUCAAGACUAUGUGACUGAGAAGCUGUGGAAAUCCGGAUAUCAGAACACGAUCGUUCCGUUGGUCAUGAAGGUUCGUUUCCAUUCUGAAAGCUGAUUGUCUUCAACUUUAUCACUUUUCAGAGAUCUCUCGUGGAACCAUUCGUCCCACCGAACAGUUUCAUCGCAAUUGACGACUUCAAAACAGUCAAGGAGAUGGGAGAUUAUCUGAACUACCUGAUGAACAACAAGACAGCUUACAUGUGAGUGUACCCUUCUCCCACGGAUCCAAUUAUUUCGGUUCGAAAGACUCGGCGACGUCCCUUCCGUCUACUUGACUAAUCCUGUAAUUUGCAGGGAGUACUUUGACUGGCGACGCGACUACAAAGUCAUAUUCCUCGACGGUUCGCACCACGACGUACUCGAACGUCCAUGGGGUUUCUGCCAAGUUUGCCGGAUGACGUGGACAAAUCCACGUCAGCGAGUGCUCAUUCCGAACUGGGAUGCGUACUGGAGACAGACUUGCGAGACGGACGGAGCGCUCGUCAAUUCCCUGUCUGAUUCCUAA
Messenger RNA from Caenorhabditis sp. 36 PRJEB53466, 1729 nucleotides. The record is from the annotation of a GenBank genome assembly. NCBI's taxonomy places the organism in Eukaryota, Metazoa, Nematoda, Chromadorea, Rhabditida, Rhabditidae.